AUGAAUUUUCCUUCGUCAGAACUGCACUCCUUCUGGGAUAUCUCGGCCCAACAGCCUGACACGUUUUCAGCUCUGGCAGACGACGACUUCCUCGCUUUCCUCCAGAAGCAGUUUCCCACUGCCGUAGGCCCCAACGCACCCCUGUCGUUCGAUAACCCGGACGGCGUCGAUCCCCAGACUAUUUCCUCCUUCCCCCCGCUUAACAACAGCCCGCCGUCCAGCGACAGCAGCCCCAGCCCCCCUAGCACUCACCACGAGUCGAGUCUCUCACGGAGACAAUCCGGGGCUUUCAGCAACCCCCCUUCGGCCAACGGCUCCGAUCAGCAUGAGCGGCCUCAAGAAGACAGCACCCUAAAGCGCAAGGCCGCCAAAGACGACGAUGAUGACGACGACGACGAGCCUCAGGCAAAGUCGCAGCAUACAUCUGGCUCCAACAAAAAGGGUGGGUCAAAUAGCUCGCGUCGCAAGUCGGGAACCCCGCAAGAUGAGACCCGCCUUCUUAAGCGCAAAGAACAGAAUCGCGCAGCCCAACGUGCCUUCCGUGAGCGCAAGGAACGGCAUGUCAAAGAUCUUGAGGACAAGGUCGCCGCGCUCGAGGCCAAGAACUCCAUGUCGGAGCAGGAGAAUGAGAACCUCCGCGACCUCUUGCAGCGCCUACAGAACGAGAACAUGAUGCUCAAGCAGGCGGCGUUCACGUUCACGGCCCCCCGCCAGAACAACGUCGCCAACGGAACGAGCACUGCGCAGUCCUCGAUGAACAACCACAAUAUGCAGUUCAACUUUGCUUCGCCCGGCGCCGGGCCAAGCAAGUCGCCGCAGCCCGCACAGGCACACCAGUUCGACCUGAACUUUAACUCUCUCAUACCGUUCGACCCGAACACCCUUAACCCGGCUGAGGACUUCCCCGACAUGGACAACAUGAAUGUCGAUUCGUUCCCAUUCGCGGGCACUUACAAGACGAUCGCGAGCAACCCCAUGUUCACGUCGUUUGCGGAGCCGUCCCCAGCCGACAGCCCGCCGUUGUUGGUAAACAACUCCCAUCAGUUUACACCGGGAUCCUUCGACUCCUUUACGGAGCAUUGGACACCACCAGAGGGAAGCCAGGACGCUCUCGAGCAGCUCUUUGGCGCCAGCUUCCUCUCAUCCAACGCUAACAGCGUCGCGGACUUCCAGGCGAUCCUCGCGAGCUCGCCGAGCUCAAUAUCGCCUAUAUCCCACGCUUCACUACGCACGCCCUCUCUCUCGUCCGCCGGGUCGUCGCCCGCCGGUACUGCGCCUAGUCCACAUACAGGGAACGGCAGCCCAGCACUCCACAAUAUGACCGACUGUCCGAAGACCAAGGAAGGUCUUGCGAAGGCAGUCAUAGACGGGGGCCACGCGAACGGCGGGGCGGCAUGCGAGAUGCCCUUUGCCCCGAUUCUGAAGAAGUCGGUGGACGAGAGCGGCGCAGGGCCAUUCGUGACGUGCAAGGGCUCUAGCUUCCCGAAGACGGAGAAGAGCGACAAGAACGUGGAGGUGCUCGCGGCAUGGCGCAGCAUCACGAGCAACCCGCAGUUUAAGGUUGCUCACGCUCGGUUGUGGGCCCAGGAUGUGGACAUCAACGAUUUGUGCUCAGAGUUCACUAGCAAGGCGCGCUGCGACGGGACGAAGGUCGUGCUCGAGCCCGAGGGUGUCCACCACAUCAUCGAGACUCUUGCCGCAAGACACGCCCAGGCGCAGGCGCAGCAGCAGCAGAAGUAG
Messenger RNA from Trametes versicolor FP-101664 SS1, 1740 nucleotides. RefSeq lists its product as uncharacterized. Bases 1 to 1740 code for a protein of 579 amino acids. Gene Ontology annotation, molecular function: DNA-binding transcription activator activity, RNA polymerase II-specific; transcription cis-regulatory region binding. The transcript has 6 exons. NCBI's taxonomy places the organism in Eukaryota, Fungi, Basidiomycota, Agaricomycetes, Polyporales, Polyporaceae. The record is from RefSeq and is a predicted model, not a curated record. Gene Ontology annotation, cellular component: RNA polymerase II transcription regulator complex.